Messenger RNA from Rhopilema esculentum, 4454 nucleotides. NCBI's taxonomy places the organism in Eukaryota, Metazoa, Cnidaria, Scyphozoa, Rhizostomeae, Rhizostomatidae. The record is from RefSeq and is a predicted model, not a curated record.
AACUCGCCCCAGACUCCGAAACAAGACUGGCUUUAGCUGGAAGACGAACAACAGGAAGGGCAAAGAAAAUCAACAAUCAAUGCCUGAUGACUAUUAUUGAUCGGUCCUUGAUGCACUCAGACUUGAUGCGGCUGUCCAUAUUUUGACGGAUUCACUUUACAUAUUUGUUGAUAUAUGGAAUCAGUUUACGGGGUAUAAUGGUGCUUAUCGUGAAGUCACGGAGAGAAAUGUGGUCUUGUUAAACGGAAAGCUUCUAUUGAGUUACGUAGUUUCAACACCCAAGACCAGUUGUAAGAUGAGUAGGCACAAUUGAUUCUGUGAAUUCAACUAGAUGAUAACACCAAAUGGACUGAAAUUGAAUGUUAACGAUUGAUCACAAAUACUAGUGCAUAUUUUGCAUUCUAAACAGCGCUCGUUCGUAUUGGCAAACCGCUACCAACUGCGGUGUAAACACCUAGUCCCCAGUCGUCAUGAUGGCCUCUGCCAACCAUGUCAUCGCAGAGUUUCCAUAUUCUUAUACUGAUGCGAAUGGCUUAGAAGUUUCAUUUGAAAAAGGUGAACAGUUUAUCUUGCUAGUAAAAGCCACAGAUGACUGGUGGAAGGUGCAAAGAAUGUCACCAUCAAAUAAAGAUAAGAGCAAUAUUAUUUAUGUUCCUGCUAAUCAUGUAAAGGAAGUAAAAUCGGACUGUCCCGCAUCUCCUGUCCAAGACAUCGAUUCUCGCCCUGGGAGCAGCCAUGAUUACAUGAACCUUGAUACUUUUCGCUCAAUCAUGUUUCGCAGUGAUUCAACUACAGACUCUGAAUACAGUUACUCAGACCAAGAUACUGCCAGUAGCUUUGGCACAUCUCCUAGGGUACUCAAUGGUAGCUUUUCUCCAAAGCCAUUAUCACACACAGCAGAAUUAAGAAAGAGUUUGAAUUUAGAAGCGGAGGAAUGAAAAUGAAACAAGAAGCCACAAAAGGGGAUGGAUCAUUAGAGGAAUCAAACCAGCCCUCAUACAAAGAGUAUGAGGAAGAAUCUACAGUGGUUUUCAGGACAAAGAGAGAUGAUUCUAUUCCAUUUACCAAACGAUCUUCUACCCUACCUGCUGGUUGGCAAAAACUGACUGAUAACCUCUCUGGAAGACAAUAUUAUUACAAUGAGGAUACAAAGGAAUCACAAUGGAAGCUCCCAAGAGUCUCACUAUACCUGGAGACUCCACAGAACAAGGAUAUACCUCCAGGUUGGACUACAGAGAAAGAUGAAUCAAACGAAGAUGUUUUUGUUAACAGUGUCAGUGAUGAAAAGUGGAAGGCGUGCAAAACUGAAAAUGGCAACACAUACUAUUAUAAAGUGGGGGAAGACGUGACAGCAUGGAAGCUUCCAGAUAUUGAAGUAAAGGCACGCGGUCCAAGAAGAAGGUCCUUUGAUGGCCUCGCCGACGACAAACUCAGCAGCAGGAUGUCCAGUACCUUCCCUAGAAACUCAAAAUGCAAGUCGGUUUUGUUCGAUUUUCCCAUCAGUAAUGCUAAAUCGCAAGAAGAUAUCAAAGUUCCUGCUCCCAAGCCCUCGGUAAAACUGCACAGACGAUCGCAAUCUGCGUCCAUGUUGCUAGAGGAUGAUGAUAUACCAAGCGUUAGAGUCUCGAUGGUCAAUGGAAAGGCUGUGAAGAUUCCAGAUGUCGAGGGCUACUUGGCACGUAAGAAAUUAGUUGAAGGUGGCAAAUCAAAGAAAGGCCAUUGGGAGCAAGUGUACGUCUGCAAAUAUGAAAACAUCCUCGUUUUCUACAAAGACAAAAAGUCUUCAAUACCGAAACCAGAUUUCCCGGAUGGAAAGCCAGAGAGCAGUAUUGAUUUGCGUGGCGCGGUCCUUCAGGCGCCUAGCAUCGAUAAGACCAAAGGAAAAAAGAAUGUGUUUCAGAUAAGUACUUACAAUAAUUCAACGGUAAUGAUGCUCAUGGCCGAUACUCCGACUGCAAUGGGAAACUGGCUCACGCCAAUGCAGUUAACGAUAAAAGAUCUUGAGGAGCAAACACCUUUACCAACGGUGCCGCCACCGAUCAUUACAGAUGGCGGCAAGAAACUGGCUGUUAAUACCAGUAGCUCUGUAAGUGGACCCUUGUCGCCGACAACGCCAACCAUGCAGCGUAAUAAUAAGGUGGAUAAAGCAGACAAGCCUUUUAAAGGAAUUGGUCGCAGAUUAUCUAAAAGACCAAGCAAUGUAAAUGAAGAUGAGGUAAACAAAUCAAAGAUAAGAGACAAGUUGAAAAAGUUUCUACCCAAACGACCAACGUAUUAUGAAUUAGAGAAAAAAGGAAUUAUCAAGCAAGAAAUAUAUGGAUGCCAUCUUGAUGUACUUUGUAAGCGUGACAAUUCGACUGUUCCAAAAUUUGUUGUAAAAUGCAUCGAUGAGAUUGAGAAACGAGGUUUGCACGUUAGGGGCAUCUACAGAGAGUGUGGCAAUGCUUCGUUGAUGCACAAACUGCGAAUUUCUACUGAUCAAGGUGAGCACAUAGACUUCGAAGACAAACAAUGGGCGGAUAUACACGUGAUUGCAGGUGCAUUGAAAUGGUACUUUCGUGAGCUGCCAGAGCCAUUGAUCCCCGCUGAUGUUUUUGAUGACUUUAUCGAAGGAAUAAAGAAUCCUUCAAUUCAUGAGCGAAGACGAAAAUUCAAAACUUUAAUCGACGCAUUGCCAAGCUAUAAUUACGACACGCUGAAAUUACUGCUGCAGCAUUUGCUAAAGGUCACCGAAUUUAGUUCAGAAAACAAAAUGGAAAAACAUAACUGUAGUAUCGUGUUUGGGCCUACCUUACUCCGACCAGAAGAAGAAGAAAGCCAGUUGAAUAUUGCCUUAAACACAGUGUACCAGAAUCAAAUCGUUAAUUUCUUGUUAUCGGAGUAUGCAGAAUUAUUUUCAUCUGCAUAAAAUGUAGUCAUUUAUUCAUGGAUAGCAAUAUAUUGUGGGACUAUUUGCCAAAUUGUGUAGAACGCAUGCCUUUCGUAUAUUUCUUGAAUGCCGUUCCAUAUCAGAAAUGUAAAGUGUGGUAUGCAGCAGUGGCGUACCCAAGGAGGGAAUAGGGGGGUCCGGACCCCCCACUUUUUAAAAUAUGGUCCUCGAGAUUUGUCCAAAAACGAUGUAAAACCCAUUAGGGGGGGUAGUAUACUGUAUGCUUGUGUCAAUAACAACUGUAAAAUACUUUGCUAUUUACCAUAGCUGAAAUGAAUCAAAUAACGUGGGAAAAUUUUGCAAAGAGAGCGUUUCCCCGCAUUUGCGAGUGUUUGAAGGGCGUGGUCAAAAAAAUUUGGGACUAGGCCCCAGACCCCCCCCACUACUGCAGCCCUGGGUACGCCACUGGUAUGCAGGUUCGUUUUUGACAGCAUUUUCUGGUUUUGCUGAAUUAUACAAUCUGCUGCCACACUUUUAGAAGCAAUUUUAAGGAAUAGUGUCUAGUCAUAUUCAUAUGGAACCAUUUUCUAUAUAAAGUUAGAUGUUAUUACACGAGACAUAAGGGAAGGAUAAUUUAAGUAGUUAAAGUUUCAAUAAUUUAAUCUGUUUUAGUUUAACCCUACAGUUGCCACUGUUUGCAUGCUUUGACUUCUAUCAUUGAAAUUUGGCCUAAAGUAGUUGUGAUUUUUUGAAACCGUUUUUUACUAGUGGGGCAAUCCUUAAAAGGUUUCCCGUCUGAAGAUUAGUCUUCACAUAUAGACUCGAUAGCACGUGUGGCCGCUUGCAGGUGAAUACGAAUAAUGAACGAGGCUAAAUUUUCCUUCAGUAUAUGGCAAGAUUCAAGUAGCUCGACUUCUGAAUUUUGAAUACCAUUUUGAGGCUAGAAACUCUCUUUCAACCUAUUGUGAUCACGAUUUUAACAUUUAGAGUGAAAUUUAAGUUUGGUGAUUAUGAAAUUAGUUAACAAAAACUAUCUUUCCAGAGAAUCAACUUUCUGCCUCGGUGAUGUAAUAGAUUACGCUUUCACCUCUUAAAGCAGCAGGCAUACAUGUUAUGGCUUGAGCCUUGUCGCCGUCAAAUAUUGGAUAGAAAUUUAAAAUGAAAUCGAGUUAGAGAGAAGGGAGGCCUAUCGAUGUUCAAUACAAAUUGUAUGAAGACUCAGUUGGGGCCUUUCCCACACAACCACAAGUGUCCGUGGAAGUUUGAGCCGUUUUAACUGGACCAAAUCAAGAAGUCUGUUGCUAGUAAAAGUCUGGUGGUAACUUUAUGCUCAAAAUGGCAUUUCAGCUGUUUAAUAGUUGUUUAUAUUUUAAUGUAUGUAGAUUUAGUAGUGGUGGAAAGAGUAAAUGAAUGUAAAUUUCAAUAUUGGACUGAUUUGAACGAUUAUUUUGAUGUACAACGUCACGCUACUAAAAUAUCAUUUCUCCCAAAACGAUUCGUAAUGUUUGUAACACGACCUGCUUAAAACACUUGCUUUUCCCUGUCAUUUCCUAAAUUAUUCUUUUAUUAACCACUUCCAUGUUGC